Molecule: messenger RNA, 7415 nt
Organism: Sabethes cyaneus
Lineage: Eukaryota; Metazoa; Arthropoda; Insecta; Diptera; Culicidae
Gene: brat
Product: brain tumor protein
Exons: 3
Coding region: 399-3134 (911 amino acids)
Biological process (GO): negative regulation of translation
Molecular function (GO): mRNA 3'-UTR binding; translation repressor activity; zinc ion binding
Source: RefSeq, a predicted model, not a curated record
AGUUUUGUGUGCUCGGCAUCCACUAUUAGCAAAAUAUAGCCAGUUCUUUCUCCUUGUGCGGUGCAAGGCUCACUCAUAGAGGAGUAGAGAGAGUCCUACUGCAAGCAGGCAAAUCAGAGCCAGACAGAGAGGAAUCAGUGAAACGAAACAAAUGUAAACCGUUUUUAAGUUGUUAAUGUUUGAUAGAGAUGCUAAAUGGUGAAAACAGAAAAUUGAUACCGACCGUGUGUUUGUUGGCAAAUGGUAAUACAAAACAAAAAGUGAAUCAGUGAGAAAAAAGCUAAUUGCAAAGUUAAAUACGACGAUAACAACAGAAAAAAAACAAACAAACAAACAAACUGCUUAUCGCAAACCCCUCGCACCAGCCAAACCGGAUUCAUUGAUGCGCGUGCAGUAAAAUGGCCUCAUCUCCUACGCCGUCACUAGAAUCGUUACCCGGUGCAUCAAACUCGAUUGGAUCGUACGGUGAACCUACAGAUUAUCUUUCCGACUCGCCAUUGACCACACUUAGCGGUUCCGGAGCCGGAUCAUCGCCCCCUGCCAGUGACAGCGCCAUCUGCGACGACUACGUGACCGCGUCCAGCCUUGAGUCGGCCCAGUCGAACAGUUCCGAGUCGGUAUAUCCCCGGUGCACCGGCUGCAAAAGCAAACAGUCGGAUGCAGUAGCCAAGUGUAUCGAUUGCGUCAACUUCCUCUGCUCCAACUGUGUCACGGCACAUCAGUUCAUGCACUGUUUCGACGGACAUUCCGUGUACCGUAUUCCAAAUUCAAACUCUAGCGCGGGUUCAACGACCGGCACAACCACAACGCUCGCAAACGGUGGAGUUUUGGGCGGACUUGAAGGUAGCUUGUUGGCAAACAACAUACUGAAUAGCUCUAAAAUUAUGAACGGUUUCGAGCCGGCCCCACAUCGGCUAGCCUCGUUAAAUCUCACCAUCAAAGACGAAACCAGCAGUCUAGUAAAGUCCAUCAUGAAUAAUGUGAUAUCGCCACCGACAUCCACCGGUACCGGCGGAGGGGGAGGAAAUCUGCCUAUUACGACCGUCAACCAGCUUAAUAGUCAACUAUCGGCUCUAAACUUCAACGGUGUCGAAAUGAAUGGCCAGAACAAACCUACUUACUUCUGCAAACGCCACACCAGCGAGCUACUCAAAUUUUUCUGCCGCACCUGCAGCGUUCCGGUUUGCAAAGACUGCAUGCUUAUGGAGCAUCCGAACGGCGUGCACGAAUGUGAGCACAACCCGGACUCGACACCGAAACAGAUCGAAAACCUGCUACACACCGUCAGUGAAGUUCGUGCCAAGGCAACGGAACUACGGGCCCUAAUCAAGAAUGUGGAACACAACUCGCAGCGAAUCCAGGUGCAAUAUCAUAAAGCUCAGAACGAAAUAACCGACACACACCAGUUCUAUCGCUCGAUGCUAGACGAGCGGAAAGCCGAACUGCUAAAGGAGCUGCAAAGUUUCUACAACACCAAGAACAUGUCCCAAUCGGUGCUGCUAACCAAGAGCCAGGAUCAGGUCGACAAGGUGCUGCAGAGCUGCGAGUUUGUAGAACGCCUUAGUAAAUGUGCCGGCCUAGCGGAGACAAUCAUGCUGCGAAAGUUUAUGGAAAACAAACUACUGAUCUUUCCGAGCAUCACGCAAGAUCUGCAGGCCUCAUACGAGCUUGAUUUUGUGUCAAACUUUCAAGCGAUCCAGGUUGGCGUACGGAACACCUUCGGUUACAUACGUUCUACCACGGAUAUGACCUCGGACAUGACCUCGACGACAAAACAGCCGCCCAUCGCUCGGCCUACAUCGACCAACAACAGUAACGGCUCGAAUGGAGUCAUCGGCUCUAAUUUGAUCAUGACCAAUGGCAACAGCCCGUCCAGCAGUACCGGUAGUCUCAAUCUGAUCCAGCACCAGAAUCCACUGAUGGUAAACGGUGGCAACAGUGGUCACCUAAUCGAUCGACCGUUCCCCACCAACAACGGAAACACCGGAAAUGGCAUCAACAUGUCCACAUCGCCAUCGCAAACCUCGGGCGGCGGCAGCGGAGGCUUGUCCUCAUUCGACUCCAAUAUCAUCUCCAAACGAUUCAACAGCGCCAACAGUUUGGGACCAUUCGUCGGCGAAGUGCAACCAUUGCAGCCACUGAACCCUUACGAAAAGUGGAGCAACGGUGGAACCGACAUUUUCAACAACAUCAACGACCAGUACACCAUUCCGCUGAAUCACAUCCCACAAGAGUCGAUGAUCGAUCUCAGCUCGAAACUGAUGAACACGUCAAUUUUCCCACCGAAGUCGCAAAUCAAACGGCAGAAAAUGAUCUACCACUGUAAGUUUGGUGAGUUUGGAGUCAUGGAGGGACAGUUCACCGAACCUAGCGGUGUGGCCGUGAAUGCUCAGAAUGACAUCAUCGUUGCGGAUACGAACAACCAUCGGAUUCAGAUCUUCGACAAGGAAGGUCGCUUCAAGUUUCAAUUUGGCGAAUGCGGUAAGCGUGACGGACAGCUGCUGUACCCGAACCGAGUAGCAGUGGUUAGAACCUCCGGCGACAUAAUUGUGACCGAACGAUCCCCGACGCACCAAAUUCAGAUCUAUAACCAAUACGGACAGUUUGUGCGAAAGUUUGGAGCCAACAUCCUGCAGCAUCCCCGCGGCGUUACGGUAGACAGCAAAGGCCGUAUCGUGGUGGUGGAGUGCAAAGUUAUGCGGGUGAUCAUCUUCGAUCAGUCGGGCAAUGUCCUGCAGAAGUUUGGCUGCAGUAAACAUCUAGAGUUCCCGAACGGAGUGGUAGUGAAUGACAAACAGGAAAUCUUUAUCAGCGACAACCGAGCGCACUGCGUUAAAGUGUUCAACUACGAAGGCCAGUUCCUGCGGCAGAUUGGUGGCGAAGGCAUCACCAACUACCCGAUCGGAGUCGGAAUCAAUGCCAGCGGAGAAAUUCUAAUUGCGGACAAUCACAACAACUUCAACUUAACCAUUUUCACCCAGGAUGGCCAGCUGGUCUCGGCACUGGAAAGCAAAGUUAAGCAUGCCCAAUGCUUUGACGUGGCUCUGAUGGACGAUGGCAGUGUGGUACUGGCGAGCAAGGACUACAGAUUGUACAUCUACCGGUACGUUCAAGUACCGCCGAUCGGUUUGUAAAGGGGCGAGGAUCUGCGCGACGAACAAGCGCGCGGAUCAACCGAAUCCGAUAGACACUGUUUUGUAAGACACAGAAAAAGCAUGACAUACAACAUGAGACGAAGUGAAUGAACACAGAAAUAGAAAGGUUAGUUUGUGUACUCCAAAGCAAACCGUAUCAGCAAAAACAAAAGUUUUCUUUGCCAAAUUUUCCGAGCUACUAGUGUGUGAGAUUAAGAAAUGCGCCGCAAAAAGCAACGAAAACUAUACCGUCAGAAUCAACUCUAGUCCUCGCCAUUACCGUCGUUCCAGCACAGCCGUAUAUCUGCAUGCGUUCGAGAGUGUGUGCGUUUAUGCGAUUUCGGUUUACCUCCGGAUUCGGAUCGCAACCCAAACGAGCGAAAGCAAAAUCUUCAACUGAAAUACAGAUCUCCUCUCUAUCUUAAUUCAACGCGCGGACAAAGAGACGACGACGACAGGCGACCGCAUCGCAGCCACGGCACACAUCACGAUCCAGAAAUGACCAAGAACGAAGACGAUGAACCCUGAGAACGCGAUAUAUCUAUAGCACAGAGCGAAACGACGGAGCAAAGGAAGAGGGAAAGAGCAUGAACCGGAAGAACGAGAAAUGCUGUGGACGCUCCGAGGCCUACUUAUGCGACUAUCUCUUUCACUCUUUCGCUUAGCGCGUAAGCAGUGAGAUUGGACCUUAAGUCGCCUAGCAUAUAUGCAGAAUAUUGCUGUGAGUGACACGCUUUCGCUGCCACAAAACAACAACAACAACAACAGCAACAGCAACAACGACAACAAGAGGCAGAAAAAUGUGUGUUAUCAAUCUGAAAGCCAGCUGUUUACUACUGGUGCAGACUACGGUGAUGUCAAGUUCGUGUUUGGCGGUCGUUGAGGGCGACCGCGGCAGCAUGAGGAGGAAGCCAAGGUGCAACUUGGAGAGUACACAGACACAAGCACGCCGAUCGAUGGGAAACGAAGUCAAGUAAGAACUUUUUAGCACUCUCCUCCUUCCCUGUUGAUAAGAGUUUGACGAUGUGAAAACAUUGCAUUUCUCGCUGGCUAAUCGUAAGACUAAGUGAACUAAGAAGUUAAAACAACAUUAUGAGAGAUUAUGACAAGUCAAUAGGAGGAGAAAUACACACACACACACCCAGACACUGCUUUUAUAGAUAUGACUAUGGAAGCAAACUAAAUCUUAGCCUGAUAUCUUAAGAUCAGGCCUAUGCAUGCGAAGGGACAUUUUGGAUGUUCGGAAACGUUUUUCCGUUAGCGUGAAAAGAAACAAGCAUGAUUAUCCAUUUUUAUUAAAUUAAGAACUUAUUAUUAGCUAUUGAAUAAUGCAAAUCGAUUCGACUUUCUUACGACUGAACAAUUGUUAUUGCAAGUGGAUAUAAGCAAAAAUCUAGUACGAAGCAUUGAUUAUUAAGUGUAGACAAACACAUACACACACACUCUGGACAGCCUCUGAAUAUAUCCUAGUCAGGACCGUCCGGUUGUAUAUGUUUAAACAUACCUACUUAUUUACUACGGUAAUGCACCUCAAGAAGAAGACGAUCAUCAGCGUGUUUUAUUAUCAGGGUACAUGUUCGUUCAUAACUAAGAUUCAAACACACACAUACUUUAAGAUUACAGCAAAUCGUAUGGGAUUACAUAUACACAUACAUACACAAAACUCGAACGUGUUAGUUAAGUCAUCGAUUAUAUACUUGAAUUUUUGUGAGACUAGUGUUUUUCGUUCGAAUCGGUUCUCAGUGCUUCUUUUUAAAUGCGCUAACUCAUAAGACUUGGGAAAAAUACCCACUGUUAAUCGUGCCAUCGAAUGCCAUGCCUAAAUCACAGCCCAAAUCAACCAGAAAACCCGUUGAAUCGUGAAGAUUCGUUAUAAAUGAAAAUUACCACCCUGGCGGGGGACAAUAUCCAUUGGUAACGAGUCUUAGCACUCGGAAACGGCGUUAACUCCGAACCCUGGAGAAGUCGUUCCAUCGGGUGGGUUGAAACGUUGUGCGUGCGAGCAGGAUGUCCGUGGCAUGAUUCACAACAGGCAUUUUUUCAACAAUUUAAACGUAUUUAACUUCAAAUCUAUCUAAGUCGUCGCCGCCGUCGGGCAGCGUGUAUGCCCGCGAACGCGAAAGAAAUCAUGUUUCUAUUACUUUACGUUGAUAAAUAUAUAAAUAUUAUUAAAACAUUUUCUCGCUAAGUCGAUAACAAUACGAACGUGAAGCGAACACAUGAAAAAUAAUCUAUUAUUCGAUUGGCGGAAACAACCUAAAAUUGCAGCACAAUGCGCGCUAGUAGGGCCGAAAAAAAAGAAAUCGAAAAAAAGGAAAAUCAAUUAGGCGUUUAAUAUAUAUUUAAAAGAAAAUAUUUAGAUAAAUUGUUGAACUGUUUUGUAGCGUUUUACGAUAAACCAAAAUUUAAUUGCUAUCAGAAUGAGCAAACCACGAGUGUAAAACGAUGAACGCGAUAUCGAUUCGCCCAAUCGCUGGAAGCAAACUGAGACUCGUCCAAAUGUAACAUAAAUUAGUGUACAACAUCCAGUUCCAACAUAAUGCAAAACUGACACAAACACAGCCUGCGGCCCCCCUUUUUCGCGCUUAAGCGUUUCAUUUUCCUAGGAACGUCCGUUUCCUACUUAGAAAAAUAGUGAUUUAGUUAGGUAGAUUUUUUUUUUCAAUUCAAUCGUAAUUAUCAGUAACUUAUUCUAAUCAUUACUUUCGUUUUUCUCCGUAAAUGUAUGUGUGCGUUUUUCCUAUGCGUAUUUAUUUUUUUUCUUAGCCGUUAGAUUUCGCCUCCUCCGAGCUUCACCUUCGUCGAAGAACUGAACAGAAGCAAACUCAAACUCCAAACAGCGAAAGCGAAAGUGAGAAGUUAGUCUAACCGAGUAUAACCGCGAGGAAAACUGCCGUCUAACUACCGGCGGCGAAACUCCUCCGGAUUUUUUUUUUGUUAAAGUUUCCACGAAAAACUAUCAUAUCUGUGUUCAUAAACAUAACAUAACGAAUCAAACAAAGAAAUUAACACGACAAGUAAAACGAGAAACAGGAAAGGAAUUAGAUGAAGAAAAAAACAAGAGUCUGCUCUCUAACAAUGCAUGCAUGAACGGGAACGAGUGAACAAAAGAGGAGAUGACUACAGAGAGCUAGCGGAAGAACGAACAAGAAAAGAGUUUGAGAGACAGAGAGACAAAGAACGAAAAGUUUGUUUUCAAUGAUUUUACAGUGCAGUAUUACUGAUUUUUUUGUUGUUUGUUUUUGCUCGUUUACACACGUAAGGCCAAGGAGGAAUCCAGCGAUUGAUUUGUACAUAUUUAAUUAUUACUCAAAUUAUUGUCUUUAUUAUUAUUAUUAUUCCUAUGUAUUAGGUUUUUUUUCUCGCUGGUUUUUCACUAUUGAUUUUACAACAUUGUCGUCGUAGUAGUUGCGUGGUUUAGCUUUUUUCUCAUCUGAACCUAGGAAUGGCAGAGAACCAUUAUCUGUAGAAAGUAUCUCGUUAUUUUGUAAGACUUCAGCAAACAGUUCGUCAUAAUCGUGUGUGUUUUUUGCUAACUAUUUCACCUUUACCCUAGUAAAUAGUCGUCUCUUUUUAGUUAUCUCAUUUUUUAUUGUAUUUUUAUAUAUGAAUAUUAUUUUUGAUAUAUUAUUAUUGCAUUUAGAAAACGAUACAUUUUUAAAUUAAUAUUAUACACCUUUGUUGGUUAUGUUGAUUUUUGUUUUGUUAAAUUAUUACACGUAAGUUUUUGAGUUUAACGAGUUUUGACAAAAAACCUAUAAUUGUAAUAGUAAUACUAGUAGCAGUAGUUGUAGAUUAGCUCACUGCGAGGACAAAUAAGAAAAUAAAAACGCUGAAAAUGUACAUUUUUUAAAGCAACGAAAUUUGAGCAAUUUGUGUAACCUAUAAGAAACCGAAAAUAUCAAUCGAAAUAGAAACGCAUUUAAGCAAACCAGAGAGUGUGAGGGUGCAAGGUAUGCUCAUUUUUCUCUCGUUUUAAGCAAACGCAAAGAACUUAAAGACAACUAAAAAAAGAGAGCAAAAAUUUGUAGAACCAGAGCGAAGAGAAAGAAUUGUGUUGUGAAUCGCUCUAAUUUGUUUUCGCUGUCAGUAAGAGAAAAACAAACUGCCAAACAGCUGGAAAGGGAUCACAAAUAGUUCUUUUUUGACACUGAAAAAAAACUGUUUUAAUUUUUGUAGAAAUAAACUAGAAAGUUACUUACUUUUUUGAUUAUUUUUAAAUUAUAUGAUAUACGAUGAUUUAUUAACAAAACGAUUGAAAAAAAAACACAAAAAUAAAAG